Molecule: messenger RNA, 2779 nt
Organism: Anopheles bellator
Lineage: Eukaryota; Metazoa; Arthropoda; Insecta; Diptera; Culicidae
Product: RING finger and SPRY domain-containing protein 1-like
Exons: 6
Coding region: 1-1674 (557 amino acids)
Cellular component (GO): cytoplasm
Molecular function (GO): protein binding; ubiquitin-protein transferase activity
Source: RefSeq, a predicted model, not a curated record
AUGGGAGUUUGCCUCUGCAAGGACAAGGUCGAGGAAGGAUUCGCCAACGAUAGUAGCCGCGACUCGUACGUGGCCAACAAUAGCGAAGCCGGCCGGUUGGCCGGCGGCGGAGGAUCCGGUUCGAACGGGAAUCAUUUGCGCAACUGCUCCCGGUCCGACCGUCAGGUUUCACUAUCCGACACGGUCGACGAGCUGGUCAGGGAAACGCUCGAGAUAAUUGGUUCGAUUGUGGACAAUGAGCCGGAAACACCAAACUCGAUGGUUCAACUGCACGACAUAACGGACAAACCGUCUGGCUGGAUACAGCUGGUAAAGUCUCUCAUUCGCGUCGUUCCGCUAGACAAUCCGAUGGGCCCGAGCGUCAUCACGCUACUGUUGGACGAUAGCCCGCUACCAUCGAAGGAUUCGGUGCUCGAGGUGGCCGAUAUGAUAACACGAUCGAUCCGGCGUACCCCGAAGCGUGAACGGAACAUGUGCGUCAUCCUCGGCUUCCUGGCCGAACGGCUGGCCGGACCGUGUAGCAUCUCGGUGCUGUCGGAUGUUACGCUCGGUUAUCUACUGGGAAACUUGGAUGAAGGUAUCCAUCCGGAUGUGAUGCUAUUUUCGCUGAUCGCCCUGGAAAAGUUUGCUCAGACGAGUGAAAAUAAAGGAACCAUACGGCGGAAACUGGCGCUCUUUCCUGACAAUCCCCUAACGCGGCUUGAAAGGCACACGUCCAGCAACGAUUACACGCUGCGACAGGUUGGAUUCUGUGCCCGUUGGUGUCUCGACAAUUACUUCCUUAUCGAGGGUCGCCAGUAUUCGUAUGAGGUGGCCGAUGUGAGCAAUGUGAACGUUAUGUUGAACACGCGUGACGUGAGCGAAUACCUGAAGAUAUCGGCCGAUGGAUUGGAGGCCCGUUGUGAUGCCUAUUCGUUCGAAAGUGUUCGCUGCACGUUCCAGGUUAGUUCCGGCUGCUGGUACUACGAGGUGCGCAUCAUCACGCCGGGUGUAAUGCAGAUCGGAUGGGCCACAAAGGAGUCGAACUUCCUCAGCCACGAAGGCUACGGCAUUGGAGAUGACGCUUACUCGAUCGCGUUCGAUGGCUGCCGGAAGCUGAUCUGGCAUAGGGCAAAAUCGAUGCAACACACACUGCACGUCUGGUCGGGAGGGUCCGUUCUUGGCUGUCUGCUCGAUCUGGAUGCCCGCGAGGUCGUGUUCAGCUUGGACGGUAUCGUGGGCGAGGUGCAGAAGCAACUGUUCGGGUCCGGAGCGCGCGAUGGCUUCUUUGCGGCCGCCUCGUUCAUGUCUUUCCAGCAGUGUCGAUUCAAUUUCGGCUCCGAACCGUUCGUCUAUCCGCCGAAAAAUCGUCCUUUCAAAAGCUUCAAUGAUCAUGCCGUACUCAACGAGCAAGACAAGAUUGUUCUUCCGCGGCACCUUUUCCUAGAGCAACUGCGAAAACUGAGCGUCCGCGAAGACUCGUGUACGCUCUGUUUCGACAUGAAAGCUUCGGUACGGAUAGAACCGUGUCAGCAUCGUGGCUUCUGUACUACCUGCGCUGCCAUGCUGCAAUUCUGUCCAAUGUGUCGCGCAGAGAUCAUCAGCACGGUGCAGGAAGAGAUCGAACCCGAUAGCAGUCCACACUCGGAAGCUACGCAACCGAACGCCGGCGCGAAUGAUGGUCCGGCAAUGUGAGCCCAUAACCGUGCCGAACUUAUCUGAUUUUAUUCGUUCGUUUUUGUUCCAAUUCCAUUCUUCCCUGUUUCCUUUCAUCGAUACGAAAAGCAAUUGUGAUACUAUUCCUUAGAGAAAAAGAACCGGGUCGGCGUGUCGGUGGGCUCAAGUAAUAGUAAUAUUCCUGGACGGUAUUCACGAUCAUUGUCGUAACAUUUGCCGCGAGCGAAUGUUCGAGUACUUAGGCAACGUUGUCUUCUUCCAGUAAGCCUACACUGUUACUAUUUCGGAAUUGGUAUUUGGAUUGUCUUCCGUUGUAACGUAAAAAGUGAUCCGUAACUCGUCGUUGGGUGUGCCGUUUGCUUGUACGAUUCCAUACGGUUUUUAUGUUCGUUUCGUCGUGAUCUACGAGUUUACUCUAAGGAAAUCCAUUUUUGCCAUUAAAUGUUUUAAUUUUAUGUUUACAUCAGUCCCCCAAAUGUAUGUUAUAGUCACACCAUUGUUCAAUGACCAUUUACUGUACGCCUAGGCACAUUUCGAAGACAAUACCGAAUUAUGAGCUGAAACAACCUAUAACAAUCAUCACUGUAUUGGCGCCGAUAGAAGUUGAUCAAAGUCAAUGGAGUGCAGUGGUGCAGCAAGAAACUGCUGCUCUGCAUUUAGACAGGUUAUGUAGUUCUUUUAGAUCCUGUAGCAGUUUGACGCAUGCAGUUCGUGGUCCGUUUUCAAGACUAGGUUCCCGUUGUUUCUUAAUCCGGUCCACCUAAGAACACACAUGUUAAUUACACACACCGUAAAUCAUACUUGCACAGCAUACGCACGCACAGGAUGAAUUCUUGCAUUGCCGAUAUACAAGUUGUGCGAAUUCGUAAGUUCGUUAUUAAGUACGGAAUGCACUACUAUACGAAGUUAGGUAUACAGUCAGAAAACAGGUUCUAACAGGCCGUUGAUUGAUCGGGGCAACCGUGCUGAAAGAUCACUAAUGGUAGAGAUGUAUAAAUAGUCUAAUGAAUACGACUGAUAUAUUUUUGUACGUGCAAAUAGAAUGUUAGAAAGUAGUGUGUAAAAAAUAAAACUAACAUUACACCAGAAGAGCGUGUGGUACAUGCCAAGAGACAGAAGUUGA